Molecule: messenger RNA, 381 nt
Organism: Fusarium proliferatum ET1
Lineage: Eukaryota; Fungi; Ascomycota; Sordariomycetes; Hypocreales; Nectriaceae
Exons: 2
Coding region: 1-381 (126 amino acids)
Source: RefSeq, a predicted model, not a curated record
AUGUCUUUCCUCACAGAGAACGUCAUCCGCCGUGUCGCCCUUGCACCUCGCGUCAUCGCCUUCCAGGCUCCUCGAACAUUCACCACGAGCUUUGCUUUGCAGCGAACUGCCACAGAUGCUGUCAAGGACACUGCCAAGAAGGUUGAUCGUGUUGUGAGCGACAAGAUUGUCGACGGCAUUGAGGCUGGCGAAAACGCUGCCUCGAAAGCCAAGGAUGUUGCCCAGGAUGUGACUGGUGGCAGUGCCACCGGAAAGGCACAAGAGCUUCGAGGAGAGGCUGCUGGCAAGGCUCAGGAGCUCAAGGGUGAAGCCAAGGGCGCUGCUGAGCAGGCCAAGGGCAAGGUGAAGGGUGCAGCUGAGGAGGUUAAGGGCAAGUUGUAA